GGUAGCUAAAAAUUAUAGAGAAAUAAAGAAACUACUUUCAUCUCUCUAGCACGCUCUGGUCUAGUGAAGAGGCAGAGGAGGUAAUAAGAAAUGGCUGCCCUCGUAGGUCUCUCCGGUCGUUUCGGACAAAUUGCUCGGUGCCAGCUCAAGGCUCCGGUGAUCACAUCAUGCCGAUCAGCGGGCUACUGGAACAAGGAUUGGCGCCCCGGUCCAACGCCGAAGACUGAGGAAGAGAUGAGAGCGGCCGCGAAGAAGUACAAGAUGCUCUACGAGGACUACAAGGUGCGGGCGGAGAGCGAGGGCCUGACGUGGGGUGACUACCCCAAGAUCCCAACGGUGACGGCGGGAUCCAGGGAUCCCGAGGAAGACUACGACUUUCCCACCCUGAAGCGGAACUACGGCGAGCCGGUUAACAUCUACAUGGACGCGUACACCCCUGAAAGGCUUGAUUUGAAGAGGUAUAAGGUUCCAAUACGGAAACAGAUUGCACAAUUCCUCGGCGUCGUGCUUGGCCUUUGGUACCUCAUGGACUUCUUCAACCGCCCCGAGCUUGCAUUUCAGUACACCAUUAAUGACAUUCCGGUACAGAUGCCGAAUGACGGAGUCGUCCACUACACCUUUGAACCGGCAAAGUAAUGUUUCUGACCUGUAAAUGUUGUGCCUGUUGG
Molecule: messenger RNA, 668 nt
Organism: Rhipicephalus sanguineus (brown dog tick)
Lineage: Eukaryota; Metazoa; Arthropoda; Arachnida; Ixodida; Ixodidae
Product: NADH dehydrogenase [ubiquinone] 1 beta subcomplex subunit 8, mitochondrial
Exons: 5
Coding region: 91-636 (181 amino acids)
Cellular component (GO): mitochondrion
Source: RefSeq, a predicted model, not a curated record